UCCCGCCCUGACAGGAACGCCAAAAACACUGAAGAGGAGAAAGGGGCGCGUUGUGGCCCAGGAUUAGGGCUACAGGGUUGGGGACCUGUCUCUGGAGCAUGGGGGCCGCAGAGGGAGCCCAGCUUUGAAGGAUUUGGGAGGCUAGCUCUGAGGAGCUGGAAGAAUGCAAUGCCUUGAGGGAUGAAGGGUUCCAGCCCUGAGGAUCUGGGGGACUCCAGGCACAUCUUGAGAGCCCACUCUUGAGCCAAGGCUCUCCCCAUAAUAAGAAAACAAGAACUGAGACCAGAGCUGGGGCUCACCUUCAAGAAGCAUGUUUUCUUAGGCAACCAAAAUCUGCACACUCUGAGCACCUCCACCGAGCUUUCAACCACCAAGUCACUUUUAAGGAGAACAGAAAGCAAAAUCAAGAGUCAUUGAGGAGUCUGGCAUGCCUCAUGAAUCAGCAGAGGAUUUGUUUCAUUUCAACGUUGGAGGCUGGCAUUUCUCAGUUCCCAGAAGCAAACUUGCCCAGUUCCCAGACUCCCUGCUUUGGAAAGAGGCUUCAGCCUUAACCACUUCAGAAAGCCAAAGGCUAUUCAUUGACAGAGAUGGUUCUACAUUUAGGCAUGUGCACUAUUAUCUCUACACCUCCAAACUCUCCUUCUCCAGUUGUGCAGAAUUGAACUUGCUCUAUGAACAAGCACUGGGUUUGCAACUGAUGCCUUUGCUGCAGACUCUAGAUAAUCUGAAGGAAGGGAAACACCAUCUACGUGUGCGUCCUGCGGACAUCCCUGUUGCUGAGAGAGCAUCUUUGAACUACUGGCGAACAUGGAAGUGUAUCAGCAAACCCUCGGAAUUUCCGAUAAAAAGCCCAGCCUUUACAGGCCUACAUGAUAAGGCACCAUUGGGGCUCAUGGACACGCCCCUGUUAGACACAGAAGAGGAAGUGCACUACUGUUUCCUGCCCCUGGACCUGGUGGCCAGGAUAUUAGCGUUGGCUCCAUCUCUGCCUCCCAUACUGCAACCCAGGCAGGGACAAACUGCAAGUGCACCUGCCAGUCCAGGCUCAGCCGGGCCCCUCCUCUCUAAGCAGCAAGACAACUCCCUCUGUUGGAAUGACCUGCUCUUGGGUCAAGACGCACAGGUGAAUUUUCUCCGCUCACAGAAGAUUUUACUACCAGAUAAUUUCUCCAACAUUGAUGUAUUAGAAGCAGAAGUGGAAAUUCUGGAAAUCCCUGAGCUCACUGAAGCUGUAAGGUUGUACCGGAUGAAUAUGGGUGGCUGUUCCAGGACCUCCUGUCCUCCCCUGAGUCCUGGGAAGGGGAGCCGCACAGCCAGCCUGGAGUCUGUGAAGCCGCUCUACAUGAUGGCCCUGGGUCUGCUGGUCAAGUACCCAGACUCUGCGCUGGGACAGCUCCACAUCGAGAGCACACUGGAUGGAAGUCGACUGUAUAUCACAGGGAAUGGGGUCCUCUUUCAGCACGUCAAGAACUGGCUGGGCACUUGCCGACUGCCCCUGACUGAGACCAUUUCUGAGGUGUACGAGCUCUGUGCCUUCCUGGACAAGAGGGACAUCACCUAUGAGCCAAUGAAAGUGGCUCUGAAGACUCAUCUGGAGCCAAGGAUGUUGGCACCCAUGGAUGUGCUCAAUGAGGAGUGGACAGCAGAGAUCACUGUGUAUUCACCUCAACAGAUCAUCAAAGUUUAUGUCGGAAGCCACUGGUAUGCAACCACCCUGCAGACCCUCCUGAAGUAUCCAGAACUACUGUCCAACCCUCAGAGAGCGUACUGGAUCACGUAUGGACAGACCCUGCUCAUCCACGGGGAUGGCCAAAUGUUCCGACACGUUCUAAACUUCCUGAGACUUGGAAAACUGUUUUUACCAUCUGAAUUUAAGGAAUGGCCCCUCUUCUGCCAGGAGGUAGAGGAAUACCACAUUCCAUCCCUUUCAGAAGCGCUUGCACAAUGUGAGGCAUACAAGUCAUGGACCCAGGAGAAAGAAUCUGAAAAUGAAGAAGCUUUUCCCAUCAGGAGGCUGCAUGUGGUAACAGAAGGACCAGGGUCAUUGAUGGAGUACAGUAGAGAUGCCAAAGAAACCACAGCCUACAUGCCUGUGGACUUCCAAGACUGCAACGACAGGACUCCAUGGAACAAGGCCAAGGGGCAUCUGGCAAGGUCCAGCCAGAUGGAGGAGGCUGAGCAGUACACCCGAUCCAUCCAGGUGUCCCUGUGCCGAAAUACGAAGAGGGCGGGUAAUCCCAGCACGUACUCACACUGCCCUGGCUUAUGUACCAACCCCAGACACUGGAGAGGUCACCCUGAGAGUCCCCCCAAGAAGAAAUGCACCACAGUCAACCUCACACAGAAAUCUGAAACCAAAGAGCCUCCUGUCACCCCCAUGCAGAAACUCAUCUCCCUGGUGAGGGAAUGGGACAUGGCCAAUUGCAAACAGUGGGGAUUCCAGUCACCAACAGCCCCCCGGGGCAACCCCUUGGAGGAGGCCACCCUGCAGCUCCCCCUGGGAAGUGAGGCUGCUUCCCAGCCCAGCACCUCAGCUGCCUGGAAAGCCCAUUCCACAGCCCCAGAGAAAGAUCCAGGCCCACAGGCAGGGCCUGGGGCUGGAGCAAAAGACAAGGGGCCAGAGCCAAACUUUAAGCCCUACUUCCCCAUGAAAAGAGCUGUCACCCUGAAGGACUGGAACAAGCAGAAGCCAAAGGAGAGAGAAAGCCCUGCCCCUGAGCAGCCUCUGCCUGAGGCCAGUGAGGUGGACAGCCCAGGGGUCAUCCUUAAAGUGACUCAUCCCCCGGUGGUGGGCAGCGAUGGUUCCUGCAUGUUCUUUGAAGACAGCAUCAUCUACACCACACAUAUGGAGCACCUUGGGCUUACACCACCCAAAACCAGCCCCCAGGCCCGAGAGGUGACUUUCCUGAGUUUCUCUCUGUCCUGGGAAGAGAUGUUUUAUGCACAGAAAUGUCACCGCUUCCUGACAGACAUCAUCCUGGAUUCCAUCAGGCAAAAGGACCCCAAAGCUAUCACAGCCAAGGUGGUCUCCCUGGCCAACCGGCUGUGGACGCUGCACAUCAGCCCCAAGCAGUUCGUGGUGGAUUUGCUGGCCAUCAGUGGCUUCAAGGAUGACCGGCACACCCAGGAGCGCCUCUACAGCUGGGUGGAGCUCACACUACCUUUCGCCAGGAAAUACGGCCGCUGCGUCGACCUGCUCAUCCAGAGAGGCCUAUCUAGGUCUGUUUCUUACUCUAUCCUGAGCAAGUACUUACAAGAAGGCUAGGGUGCCCAGAGACAUGGCCUGCAUGCCCCCACCCACCAAGGCUCAUUUUAACUGGGGGUAUACCCAGAAUGUGUGUGUCCACCUAAAGAUACAUACAAGUCUAUUUUUUUUUUAUUAUAAACAAAUAAAAGAAUAAAUCACAA
Molecule: messenger RNA, 3408 nt
Organism: Microcebus murinus (gray mouse lemur)
Lineage: Eukaryota; Metazoa; Chordata; Mammalia; Primates; Cheirogaleidae
Source: RefSeq, a predicted model, not a curated record